Lichtheimia ornata is the source of this 1095-nucleotide messenger RNA. RefSeq lists its product as uncharacterized. The record is from RefSeq and is a predicted model, not a curated record. The transcript is spliced from 2 exons. Bases 1 to 1095 code for a protein of 364 amino acids. NCBI's taxonomy places the organism in Eukaryota, Fungi, Mucoromycota, Mucoromycetes, Mucorales, Lichtheimiaceae.
AUGGUUCUUUCUGCAGAUUCCCCCUUGGGACGCACUUUGGUUGCUGCAAGGCAUUAUGAAGAAAAUGACCCAUAUCGUGCAGUAAGGCGAGAAGAUCCUGCUCAUUCUCGAUCGGCAUCGGAUAGCAGCACUCGACGACUGACAACGACACCUGUACCGGAUCUGUACAACAAUGACGACGACCCCUAUGCGAGAAAUGGAGGCGACGACAAUAAUAAACGAACGAGUCGAGCAUGGGCAACCAAUGAUCGAGCCAAUUCCUAUCUACCUUAUUCACAUCAUCAACGAGAUCCAGCAGCUGUGCCAGCACCCAUUUACAUUGACGACGUUGGCUCAAUGGAUGAGCAAGAUCGCACCAUAUCACUACAAAUGGAUCCCGCUCAAAGCUUGUCUUCAUCACGAGGUGGUGCCACAAGGAUGAAUACUUCACAACGAAUGCAAGCCAUCACUGAAGAGGCCGCCGAUGCAGAGCAAGCAUUCAAAAGAAAGAGACGAAAGCAACGAUGGUGUUGUUGUUGUGGUGGUGGAAAGAGUCGUCGAUGGUGGCGGAAUGUGUGUAUUGGCAGCAUCCUUACAGCCGUGGUGAUUGCUGUUAUUUGGUACUUUGUAUGGCCAAGGGUACCACAAUUGUCGCUUAUGGAAGUAGACAAUAUAGAUGAAUUCAAUGCAUGGCAAAAUCCACAAAACUCGACAUUGGUCUCUUUCAAUGCAACAUGGAUAGUCAACAUGACGGCUGAUAAUACGGAGAACUGGAUUCCGACUCAUAUCCGAAACAUGGCAGUCCGCGUCGUCAACCGUGAUACAUCCAAGAUUAUUGGCCACGGUGAUUCAGGCACAAUUGUCUUAGCACCACGCAUCAAACAACUCGUCACCUUACAUUUACCCAUGUACUAUUACGCUCCUUCAGAAGAUGAUCCUACCUUUAGCGACUUGCUCAGUGCUUGUUUGGUGAAUGCUGCUGGUGUAUCACUCGAUGGCUCAAAAAAAGAUACCGGGCUGGGUAUUGAUUUCUUGGUCACUACAUCUAUAGCAGGCAUCGCAUGGUCCACUACCCAAAACAUUUCCACUCCCGCUGGUUUCCAAUGUCCCAGUUGA